CCAGUCGUAUAUCAAUAGUGUUAUUGAGAACAACAUCUUCACACAGAGGAUCUGGAUCAGGCACCUGGCAAACAAUCAACGCAGAAACAAAGCUUGCAUAUACCUCCUGGGCAGCUUGACCAGCGUGGUUGGCCGGGGACAGAGAACACUGUGGGAAACCUUGGUGCAAAUGCAGGAAAACAACCCCAAGAUUCAAAAGAUACUGAGAGAGAUCCAGCAAAAGGGUAUCCGUCUAAUUGAUAUGGCGCUGUGGGGUGGAAACGUGCAGCCGUUGUCAGAUAGCCUGAGAGAUAUUCAAAAUCAGCACAAAGAAACCAUUCGCUGCCAGAAUGAGAAGCUGUCAGUGAACACCCUGCGUGGCCGGGAGAAGACCAAGAACUUUCUGCUGUCUGAUCGAUACACGGAAUUAAUAGUCACUUCUUCUCCUCGUGAUCGGAAGCUGGUGGAGCAUGAACUGGUGUCGAGAGGCCAAGACCAUGAAGAAUGGCAAGAGAGGAAUGUCAGGAAGGAGCUGGAGAAAAUGCGACCGGAUCAGUUGUUCGGAAGUAGUUUUGGAAGAAAGAGAUGUGGGACCACCAUUCUGAGUGGAAUCGCAGGGAUUGGGAAAACCACCAUGGUGCAGCACAUUCUAUAUAGCUGGGCCACAGGGAAGAUCUAUCCCCAGUUCCACUUUGUCUUUCAUUUCAAAUUCCGUGAUCUGAACGUGAUAACAGGGGAAACAAGCCUGAAAACCAUGGUCCUUGAAUCAUAUCCUUAUCUGCAGGAUGUUCUGGACAUCAUCUGGGAGAAGCCGGAACAUUUGCUGUUUGUGUUUGAUGGUUUGGACGAGUUCAAAUACAAGAUUGAGUUCAAGGACAAGAUUGGGUGCAGAGAGAGAAGGAGAAACCAAGCCCCUCGGAUUAGCUGCCCGGGGACUCAAGGCCUCUGUCACGCGGCUGAUAUUGUCCGCUCUCUGGUGCAGCAGGAAGUACUGAAAGGCUGUUCAGUGCUCAUCACAAGCCGGCCAACUGCCCUGGAGUCCUUAGAUCACAUCCACACCAAUCUCUGGGCUGAAAUACUGGGAUUCUUCGCUGAGGGAAGGGAAAAUUACAUCAGACGCUUCUUUCCAGAUCAGAAGAUUGCAGAUGAAGUGCUAAGAUAUGUGAAGGAGAAUGACAUCCUGUACACCAUGUGCUUCAACCCUUCCUACUGCUGGAUCCUCUGCUGCACAUUGGAGCCAAUCUUCAAACAUCCAGUGGGCAAACAGCCUCCCCCCAAAACCAUCACCCAGCUGUACGCCAAUUAUAUCUACAACAUCCUGAAGAACCAUCCACGAGCUAGUGAGUGCCCUCGGGGGGUGAUGCUGAGAGCCGGGGAGAUGGCUUAUGAGGGAAUCUGUAACAGGACCAUUGUGUUCGAUGAUGACAAUUUCCAUCGCCAUCAACUUGAACCCUCAACUUUCAUCUCAGGGUUUAUGAUGGAGAUUCUGGAGAAGGAUGAUGGUGGGAGAGGAGUUGUGUACACAUUCGCUCACCUUACCGUCCAGGAGUUUGUGGCUGCUCUCGCUCAGUACCUAACUCCCGAUCGCAGGAACAUGCUGGAGCUGCUUGACCAGGUUCACAAGAAGAACGACGGGCGCUUUGAAAUCUUCCUCCGGUUUGCUCUGGGUCUCUCCUGGCCUCACACAGCCCGGCAGCUGGAGGAAAUCCUGGGGCCAUUACCUCACGCGUCAGUCUGUGAAGCCAUCUCCUGGCUGAAGGCGAAUGUGGAGGCUGCGAUUAAACAGUCAGGGAGUGAAGAUGGUAAAAGGAAGCUGCUGCACAUGAUGUACUACCUGUUUGAGUCUCAGAACAACAGACUGGCCCAGGUCACACUCGGAGCUGUGGAGACACUGGACUUUAAUAGAAUCAGAUUGAACCCUCUGGACUGUGCUGUGCUGUCUCAUGUUUUACAGCUCUGUGACACCAUAAAAAUCCUCAGUCUCGAAAGCUGUAAAAUUGGAGCUGAAGGGAUCCAGCGUCUGGGGCCCGCACUGCACAAGUGCCGACAGCUCAGGCUGCAAGGUAACGAUCUGACAGCUGAUUGUACCGAGGAUCUCGCCUCCGUUAUCAGUAUAAACCUCUCAAUGACAGAGCUGAGCCUGAGUCGCAAUAAAUUGGGAGAUUCAGGAGUGAAGCGACUGUGUGAGUCUCUGAGGAAUCCGAAGUGUAAGCUACAGAGUCUGAGGCUGGAGGCUAACAAUCUGACAGCUGAUUGUACCGAGGAUCUCGCCUCCGCUCUCAUUAAAAACCGCUCACUGACAGAGCUGAACCUGAAUCGUAAUGCGCUGGGAGAUUCAGGAGUGAAGGGACUGUGUGAUACUCUGAGGACCCCGGAGUGUAAGAUACAGAGUAUGGGGCUGGGGUGUAACAGAUUGACCGAUGGCUGCACUGAUGAUCUGGUCUCUGCUCUCUGUACAAGCCGCUCACUGAGGAAACUGGACCUGGGGUUUAACUCCUUCACAGACGACUCUGUCCCCGCUCUCCACCGCCUCAUAAAAACCUGUACCAGCCUGGAGGGGAUCAG
Molecule: messenger RNA, 2544 nt
Organism: Callorhinchus milii (elephant shark)
Lineage: Eukaryota; Metazoa; Chordata; Chondrichthyes; Chimaeriformes; Callorhinchidae
Product: NACHT, LRR and PYD domains-containing protein 3-like
Exons: 7
Cellular component (GO): cytoplasm
Molecular function (GO): protein binding
Source: RefSeq, a predicted model, not a curated record